AUGGUCGCAUGUGAUAUGUGGAAGAUGGAAGCAAAUGCUGGAGUGUUGAAAUCGGGCUUUCCUGAGCUGCCUAGGUGGGGAAUCGACGACGUCAGCCUUAAACGCAAAAGCAAGCCAUCACACCGGUCAAGACUUCUGUAUCUUCGUGCAUGUAAGACAGGGGGCACGAUAAAAGACCUGGAGCCAACGCCAAGGGAACUGGCCUGGGGACGAUUCUCUCCCGCCCAAAAAUACUCCGCACAAGCAUUGUUGCCUCUGGUAGAUGCUCCACGGUGGUUACUAAAAUGGUUCCGACGUAUCGGGAGGUCCUCCAUCGAUCUUGGCUCCUCACUUUCCUCACAUCUCACAGCAGAUUCACUAAUAUUAUCUAAAGAUUCGAUGUUCGUGAGCCAUCUGCGUUACACCUUCAUCUUUUGGGUCCUUCUCUUUUUGAACGGCCUUCCUUCAAUACCCCUCUUUCCGAAAGCCUCGUGUCCCAGUAGACCAAUCGUGCUUGGCCAGCAAGGUGACCGCUGUGUCCGCAGCUGCUUGACGCUAUUGCUUUCGGGGCUCGACAUCGGGUAUCGUGAGGACGUGAGCGGUAGGAGCUGCGGAAAGAUGAUGACAACGGCCUUACAGCCGUCUCCAGACGCCGUAUUUCAUCUCAGGGUAUUUUUGAUCAAAGCUGAUUGGGGAAUUCCGUUCAGCCUUGGUGAAUGGCUCACCCGCUUUUGGAACUGUCAACGACGUGAACCGUUUCGAUAUGAGCUAGAUGCGACGUUGAAUGGGAGAGCUCCUUCAGGUCAGAAGCCGUCGUCGACGGCCCGGUCUUCUAACUUUGCUGUCUUUCUCGACAUCCAAGAAGUCUCUCUUUUCCACCCCGGCGUUUUCUCCGCCACUCCUUGCACAUGUUGUCUGAUACAUAGCCAAACACUCAUCAAUACAUUGGUCAUAUUCUUCAGUCGGGUUGAAUGUCGCGCGGUCCAGGAACGACUUCCGACAUUCGUCCAGGCAGGGCUCAGCUUUCAAAAGCUCGCCGGCGGCGAUGACUUCUGGAGGCUCGAUACGAUAGAUGAAGUGAUGAAAACAGGACGGCGACAACGCCACCUCGUGGCGUCUUCAUGGUUGGGUUGGGUCGAAGCACAGAAAUUUGAUCUCAACUUUGCAGAAUCCAAACGUGAAGCCGCUAGAUCUGGGAAUGAGGUAGUUUUGAGGGAUGCGCAAGAGAAAUCAGACGACAAGACCAGAAGAAAGUCACGAAGCGUUUCAGGAUUUAAGGUACCGAAGCACCUGCAGAUUCGUAAAACACUUCGGCCUUCUAAGCCCCCUCCUAUGUAUGCCAUAGGAAUUGAACUCCACCCCGGUAAGCCGGCAUGGCUCGAACUAUCUCUAAAACUUGGCGAUUCUGACACUGCUGCAUCAAACCUGAUAUCACUACUACAUGGUAAUUCGCCAGUAACGAAUAGGUUCGAACUUUUCGUGCCUCACACCCGUAUCCGGAAUCCAACAUUUCGUAUUUGGAAAAGCAAAUUCACCGAAGGAACCAGGCUCUCUCUCUUAAGUCCGAGUGGAAUUGCUAUUUCUGUCCCACUUCAGGACUGGGGUUCUCUCGCGAAAUUGCUCGAAAGCGAACAGCAAGGCCUCUUGUUCGCGAGAUUAUGGCUGUGCGACGGUGGCUGCGCUCGCAAUAUGACGCAGGGUUUCGGCAGGAAGCGACGAUCCAUGAAGCGAAAGAGGACCCGAAGUUUAACGGCUAUCGAGUCGUGGACAGGAGCAUGCUCGCCAAUUUGUUUAAGAGGUUCCUUUCAAAGUGGACUUUGCAACCAUGGAAGCCGCCUUCGUAAGAGUCUCGAGGUCCGCAAGCCGAGGGAAUAUGGAGGAGUAGGGAUUGGUAGAGCAAUUACCAACAGGCGCAAUGCACUCCGAAAGAAGAAAAUACGCAUCCUAGGAACUGGAAAAGCGAAUGACAUCCAUGAGACCGCUUCCUGGGCCGGCUGCUCCUGGUCGCAGUGGGCUGGAUCGAUCUGUACCGGGAUGUGA
Molecule: messenger RNA, 2019 nt
Organism: Lindgomyces ingoldianus
Lineage: Eukaryota; Fungi; Ascomycota; Dothideomycetes; Pleosporales; Lindgomycetaceae
Exons: 16
Coding region: 1-2019 (672 amino acids)
Source: RefSeq, a predicted model, not a curated record